AUGGCAUCCACAACCUUCUCUAACACUUGCAACGGCGAUGACUUCGGCACCUUCGUCGAAUCUGAUGAUGAAUGCGAGGUAGAGUCAGAUGCCGAACCUCGUGAGCGAUACGAGGAAGGCAUGUAUUGCCCGCUUUGCAUAGGGGCAUUACUCGUCAACCGGUACCGUAUCGAGCACAAACUCGGCUGGGGAGGCUUCUCCACCGUAUGGCUGGCUCACGACACCCGAGAAAACAAGGCCGUGGCCCUCAAGGUGACGGUCUCCGGGCAGCGGAGAGAAUACGAGCGUGCUAUGCAGGACAAAAUUAUACAGGUCGUACCAGAUACAUAUAACCUCGUUACAUAUCAAGCCGUUUUCUCCCUUCCUGGCCGUGGAGCCAAUCGCCAUACCGUAUUUGUAUUUCCGGUGCGAGGCCCGAAUCUUGACACCGCCUGCUGUAGACUCCCGCCGAAAUUUCGAGUCCCCGCAGCAAAACACUUGCUUUUAGGUCUCAAAAGUCUACACGACGCGGGCAUUGUCCAUCGAGACCUCAAUACUGGAGCAGUACUAUGGCGUAUUGAUCCUAUUGACCAUUGGACAACCGCGGAAAAAUAUCAGCGCCUUGGCCGGCCACGAAAGGUGCCCCUGAGAGAGGAAGAGGGGGCGCCGGGAGAGCUGGUAGAAUCAAUCCAGUUUCCCCAGGAUAUGCUUAGACAUCCUGUAUGCCUAGGCGACUUUGGCCUUUCAAUUAGAUCAGGAACUUUGGUGGAAAACACAGCCCAGUUACCGCCACUAUUCUGUGCUCCAGAGAGGCUCCACGGUAUGAACCCAAGCCCUGCAGGCGACAUGUGGAGCUAUACAUGCAUUUUUGCGAAGCUCUACCUAGGCGUCGAAGUCAUCUGGGGCAGCGGCCCUUCCCUGGUUUCCCGGAUAGUCAGUAUGUCGGGACCCCUUCCAGAGCACUGGAAAGGCUUUUUCGGCGAUGGAACCACGACUAAGGACUGGUGGUAUGAUCAAAGUGGCCAGAUGCCACGGUCUGAGGUCUUGGGUGGGUAUGAAACGCUUGAAGACAAAAUUGACCGCCUUCGGCCUGAUAUUUGUCGAGAUGAGCGAGAGCAUGCUCUGUCGAUCAUGUACAGGGGAUUUUCUUGCGCACCAGAGCAUCGAAUUACUGCUACUCAGCUACUCGAGGAUCCUUCAUUCAUUGCUCUUAUGUCUUAUUACACACCUUAG
Messenger RNA from Venustampulla echinocandica, 1212 nucleotides. RefSeq lists its product as uncharacterized. NCBI's taxonomy places the organism in Eukaryota, Fungi, Ascomycota, Leotiomycetes, Helotiales, Pleuroascaceae. Gene Ontology annotation, biological process: peptidyl-serine phosphorylation; peptidyl-threonine phosphorylation. Gene Ontology annotation, molecular function: ATP binding; protein serine/threonine kinase activity. The transcript is spliced from 2 exons. The record is from RefSeq and is a predicted model, not a curated record. The coding region runs from base 1 to 1212 and encodes 403 amino acids.